AUGUCCUCCGCGCCGCCGCAAACGAACGGCGUUACGCCCUCUACUACAGCCGCUCCCGCCGCGAACCCUACCCAAGGAGCGUCCGCCGCGACGACCGCGAACCCUGCCGCCGCCGGUGGCCCAUCAUCCACAUCACAGCCCACGGCCGCCGCCGCGCCGCGACCGCGAGACGCCCGCCUCAUCGAGCUCCUGCUGACCUCGCAGGGCGUGACGUCGUACGAGCAGCGCGUGCCCCUUCUUCUCCUCGACUUUGCCUACCGCCACACCUCGUCCAUCCUCAACGACGCGCUGCACCUCUCCGGCGACCCUUAUGUCUCGCAGGCCGGCGCCAAACCCUCGGCGACCGCGGGCGCCAGCGCCGCAGCCCCUGGAGACGCUGCCAUAUCCGCCAACGCCAUCAAACUCGCCGUCGCGGCCCGCCUCGGCUAUCAGUUCCGGGGUGGCAGCUCCGGCGGCGGCAUCAGCAAGGAGUACAUGCAGGAGCUGGCCCGCGAGCGCAACAAGGUCGCUCUCCCGCGCGUCGUCACCCACGAGUGGGGCGUGCGUCUGCCCAGCGAGCGCUUCGUCCUCAGCGGCACCAGCUGGGGCCUGCAGGACGUUUGGAAUGAGAUUGGUGACGAAGAGGUGCCCGAGGCGGCUGGCGGCGAUGCGAUGGAGGGCAUCCAGGGCCCGGCACUGGAAGAUGUGGAUGGCGACGGUGUUGAAGGCGGCACAGUCGAGGAUAUGUUUGGCGAUGACGUCGAUGAGGAAAUGGCCGAAUAA
Messenger RNA from Beauveria bassiana ARSEF 2860, 762 nucleotides. Its product is annotated as transcription initiation factor IID. The record is from RefSeq and is a predicted model, not a curated record. Gene Ontology annotation, molecular function: transcription coactivator activity; protein heterodimerization activity; RNA polymerase II general transcription initiation factor activity. Gene Ontology annotation, biological process: RNA polymerase II preinitiation complex assembly; DNA-templated transcription initiation. The transcript has a single exon. Lineage: Eukaryota; Fungi; Ascomycota; Sordariomycetes; Hypocreales; Cordycipitaceae. Gene Ontology annotation, cellular component: transcription factor TFIID complex; SAGA complex. The coding region runs from base 1 to 762 and encodes 253 amino acids.